GGGCGUUUUCCUCUUCUUAAACCCUUUCACUUCUUCUCCUUCCCUUUGCUGCGGCCUUCUGAGGUCUCGACGGAGAAGAAACCCCAGCUUCGUUUUCCGAUGGCGAAGAACGCUAGCGAGAAGGCCGAUGCAAAAAAGAAGAACAAGAAGAGGAAGAGCUCCAGCAAGAAGCUGCUCCUCGCGCCCCACUCGGUGGUGAUGAAGGCGAGCGCCGCAAAGGCCAACCCGUUCGAGAGCAUCUGGACGCGGCGGAAGUUCGAUGUCCUCGGGAAGAAGCGGAAGGGCGAGGAGAUUCGCAUGGGUUCAUCUCGAUCUAAGGCAGUCAAGAAGCGGAAGGAAACUCUUCUGGCAGAAUACCAACAAAGUGCCAAGUCAUCUAAGUUUUUGGAUAGGCGUAUAGGAGAGAAGGAUGUUACUCUUGAAGAGAUGGACAAAUCCAUACUGCGCUUUCAGAGGGAGCGGCUGAUCAAAAUGAAAAGAAAAAGCAAAUACAAUUUGUCUGAUGCUGAGGAUGAUGAAUAUGCAACUGAUAUGGCUGGUUCCUUUUCAAAUUUGGAUGAUUUUAAGGAUGAUAUUUCUCUAGAUGAAGACGAUGACAAAAAUGAGAAAAACAUGUUUGAUGAUGAUAGCUUGGCUAUCAGACAGGAAGGAGAUGGUCUGCAUGACCGUGGACCAGUGCCAAAUGAGGAAAAUAGGCAAAAAACAAAGAAGGAAGUCAUGGAGGAGAUUAUCUUGAAAAGCAAAUUUCAUAAGGCACAAAAGGCAAAGGAUAAAGAAGAGGAUGAACAAUUAAUGAAUCAACUGGACAAUGACUUUAUAUCCUUGGCGCAAUCAGAGGUUAUCCAUUCGUUGAUUCAGCCUAGCAAGAUGAAUGCUGUAAAAGCUCUUUUGAAUGAGAAGUCAAGGAGAGAGGCAGGAAAAAGGGGUCUUCCAGCUGUUGAUGAAGAAACUUUGCAGGAUCGGCCUGAUGCGUAUGACAGACUUGUGAAAGAAAUGGUAAUGGAUGUUCGUGCUCGGCCAUCUGAUAGGACGAAGACACCAGAGGAGAUAGCACAAGAAGAGCGAACACGUCUUGAAGAAUUAGAGGAAGAGCGAAAGAAAAGGAUGCUUGCAACAGAAGAAUCUGAUGAUGACGGCAGUGACAGUGAAAGAGAAGCCAAAAACUUGCCAUUGGACAAACCAAAGUGGAUUUCUGGUGAGGACCUGGGAGAUUCCUUCGAUUUGGAUGAAGAAGCUGCAGGCAAAGGGUGGGUUGAUGAAGUACUUGGAAGGGGCGAAGCACAUGAUACCAGCAGUGCGGAAGAAGCAUCUUCAGAAGCAUCAAGUGAGCAAUUUGAUAGUGAUUCAGAGCAACAAUUUGAAUCUGCAAAGGAUUGGGAGCAGAGUGAUGACGAACUUUUUGACACUGGCAAGGAAGGAGAUGAUAUUCGUGUGGAAGACUUACAUGAGGAAGUGAAAGACAAGAAACAGUUAAAACUUGAGCAUCAGAAAGAAGAAUCUCAUGAUGAACAGAAGAAACCCAAGAGUAAAGCUGCUGGAGAUGGUCAACCACCUCUACUCCCAGAGGGUGGUUCUCUUCCUUUUAUAAUUGAAGCUCCAGCUGACCUGAAGCAGUUAUGCUCUUUAUUAGAUGGUCGAUCAGAUUCAGAAACAGUGGAAGCCAUCAAUCGUAUUAGGAAAUGCAAUGCAAUUAGCCUUGCAGCAGAGAACCGCAGAAAGAUGCAAGUGUUUUAUGGUGUCCUAUUGCAAUACUUCGCUGUUUUGGCAAAUCAAAAGCCAGUGAACUUCAAAAGAAUAGAUUUGCUGGUCAAACCGUUAGUGGAAAUGAGCUCUGAGACGCCAUAUUUUGCAGCAAUUUGUGCAAGAGAGAGGCUAAUUCACAUGAGAAACCAGCUUUGCAAUGAUCUAAAAGACCCAGAGUGUAGCAUGUGGCCAUCUUUGAAGACUUUGUUACUGUUACGUCUGUGGUCAAUCAUCUACCCAUGUUCUGAUUACCGCCAUGUUGUGAUGACACCUGCAGUCCUCUUGAUGUGCGAGUAUCUCAUGCGUUGUCCAAUAGUGACAGGGCGAGAUAUUGCUGUUGGAUUAGUCUUGUGCUCUCUUCUCCUUUGUGUUUGCAGGCAAUCAAGGAAGCUGUGUCCUGAGGCAAUCAAUUUUCUGAAAAAUCUGCUGAUGGCAGCUUCUGCAAGCAGGAUGGGACCAAAUAAUGGCAUUUCCUUACAUGGUAACUCUAUGAUGGAACCAUUGAUAAGGACACCAUGGCUUCAUCUUUCUGACACUGUAACUGACCUACGUCCUCUGGAUCUCAUUACACUUAUGGACUUGCCUGCUGAAUCAUCUUAUUUCAGUUCUGAUAGUUUUAGAGCUGGUGCACUCUUCUCCAUGACGGAGACUUUGAGGGGAUUUGUUCACAUUUAUGAUGGCAUCAGCUCUUUUCCUGAAUUGUUUGGUCCAGUUCGUAGUUUACUAAGUGAAGUUUCAGGGCAAGAAAAGCUACCAGAAUUAUUGCGAAAAAAAAUGAUUGAGCUUGCUGAUAUGAUAAGUAAGAAAUCAGAUGAGCUUCUGAUGCUUCGGCAACCAGUUCAGAUGAGAAAGCAAAGGCCUGUGCCAAUUAAGCAAUUCAAUCCUAAAUUUGAGGAGAACUAUGUGAAGGGUAGAGAUUAUGACCCUGACCGUGAAAGGGCUGAGAAGAAGAAGUUCCUUCGGCAGCUAAAGCGAGAAUCUAGAGGUGCUGCUCGAGAACUACGUAAAGACAAUCAGUUUUUAGCUGCUGUGAAGGACAGGGAAAGGGCGUUACUGAAGGAGGAAAGAGCUGAGAAAUAUAAUAAAGCAAGAGCAUUCUUGGAAGAGCAAGAGCAUGCUUUCAAGUCAGGGCAACUGGGGAAGGGCAGGAAAAGGCGGAAAUAGAUAGUUAUUUUGAAUUUAUUUGCAAUCUUGGUUUCUUCUUGGUGCAACUCAAAAUUGAGGUUCAGUCUCGGUGCUUGUGCUUGCUACUGCUGCGGUUAAUUCAGCUUUCACUCUGGUGAUGUUUUGUGUGGCACUGGUCAUUCCACUGUUUCAUCAGACAGAAGAAUCCGUAAAUUUAUCUAUUGACUGCAGACGAGAUGACCAAAGGUGCAGAUGGGCAGGAGAGUGGGUCGGGCAUUGAAAGAUACGAUCUGUUGUACUGCGGUGAGCCUGCUCAUCUUGGUUAUAAGGAAUCAUGUAAUGCCUUGGAAAGUCUCUUCACUGCAAUCAGCAUCUUAACUUUGUCGGGUCUGAAGUAAAAUAUUUGCUUCUUUAAACAUUGCUCAUCUUUAUUCUAGAGAGCUCUUUCCAUCUGCAUGUCCCGGCUGCUCUAUAAGUGUCUUGAUGAUGCAAUCUUUUUUUUUUUUUUGGGGUGUUUCUUUUGUUCAUAUCCCCGUUUUAUAUUUCCACCAAACACUAUACCCAAGGGUUUUAAUAUAUCAAGGAUUAGAUAUUACAGGCUUUGCAA
Nymphaea colorata (pocket water lily) is the source of this 3475-nucleotide messenger RNA. RefSeq lists its product as uncharacterized. The record is from RefSeq and is a predicted model, not a curated record. Lineage: Eukaryota; Viridiplantae; Streptophyta; Magnoliopsida; Nymphaeales; Nymphaeaceae. Bases 100 to 2907 code for a protein of 935 amino acids. Gene Ontology annotation, cellular component: nucleolus; Noc4p-Nop14p complex; small-subunit processome. Gene Ontology annotation, biological process: maturation of SSU-rRNA. The transcript is spliced from 15 exons.